CGCGCAUGUGUAACGUGAAAGAGGAAGUGGUCAUUUUCGGAAUUUUGAGAAAAUGACAAUAAUUGAAGAUGCGGGGAUUUCGUUAUGAUUGAGAUCACAAAAUAGAGACAAGAUGGGUUAUGAACUCAAUCGCUUUCAAGGUGAUGUUGAUGAAGAACUUGUUUGUCCCAUAUGUAGUGGAGUUCUAGAAGAGCCUUUACAGGCCCCGCAGUGCGAGCAUGCUUUUUGUGGAGCGUGUAUACAGGAGUGGUUGACUAGGCAGCCCACAUGUCCCGUGGACAGGAAUCCCAUCACCCCCAACCAGCUGAAGCCUGUCCCACGGAUCCUCAGAAAUCUCCUCUCUCGUCUACAGAUUGCCUGCGAUAAUGCUACGUAUGGCUGCACGGCUAUAGUCAAAUUAGACAUGUUGUCAGCGCACAUACAGGAGUGUGAACAUAACCCGAAAAAGCCUGUACAUUGUGAAAGUGGGUGUGGUAUUGUUGUCCCUAAGGAUGAAUUAAAGGAUCACAAUUGUGUUCGCGAGCUGAGGAAUCUGGUUCAGCAGCAGGCAUCAAGGAUCACAGAAAUGCAGACAGAAAUUACAGAACACAAAUUAAAUAUAAGCGAACAAAAGAGGGAACUUCAGUUGUUAAAAGAAUACAUGAGAUCUAUGAGAGUAUCUAAUCCAAGAAUGAGAGAAAUACAGUCAGAGAUGGAAAAUGCUGACGUUCUAAGAUGGGUGAACAGUUUACAGACUGCCCGGGUAACCCGUUGGGGUGGUAUGAUCUCUACCCCUGAUGCGGUGCUACAGGCGGUCAUUAAGAGGGCCCUGAUUGACAGUGGCUCCCCUCCCCACAUUGUUAAUGAACUCAUGGAGAAUGCACAUGAACGAAGAUGGCCCCAUGGUCUCAGUACUCUGGAAACCAGACAACUCAACAGGAGGCAGUAUGAAAAUUACGUCACAAAAAGAAUUCCAGGUAAACAAGCUGUGGUGGUGAUGGCCUGUGAAAAUGAACACAUGCCUGAAGAUUUGAUAAUGGAGCCAGGGCUGGUCAUGAUAUUUGCUCAUGGAGUAGAAUGACCAGCAAAUGAAUGAGCAAAGAUCUGUGAUAAUCUGUGAUUUUUUCUGUGAAAGGGUAGAUUUUUAAAUGAAGUUGUCAGAACAGACAAGUGCUUUCACAUCUAGUAACAGAUCAUGUUCUAGAUUUUCACAAAACGUUAUAUACAUAAAUAUAUUGCUGUGAAUGAGAAAAAAAACUAACUGAUUAAGUUCAGUGUUAUGGACAAAUGGUGCAUUAAUGUUAAAAAAUUGACAGUGAAUAUUACUGGUAAUAAAAACCAGUAUGUGAUUUUUCUGAUUCAUGUAGUGUGUGUAUCGGUAUUGUUUGUACAAAGUGUAGACUUCAUCAAGACAAGUUUUAUCUCUGUUAGAACUGAAUGCUGUUUGUUCCUAAAUUUAUUUUGUUACAGUUUUGAAAAAAGUGAGGGGAGGGAGGGGUUGAGUGUGAAUAUUUUGUUGAUCAGAGAUUACUGAAAGGCAAAAUGUUUGUAUUUAGUGCACUAGUAUUUAUAUGUAACAGUAAUAGUGACUUGGUAAUGUAGAGUCUUGUGGCAAAUUGAUAGCAGAAAACAUUACAUUGAAUGAUCCUAUGUAUGUUGACUUCUUUUCCAAUUAAAAGAUUUAGCAGGGAUAAGUUAAUAGCAACAUAACAAUUAUUGUUCUCUUAUUUAGCUUGAUCAAUUCAUUUAAAUUAUAUUUUUUAAUGGAAUUAAAAUCCUUAGCUAGGUUUUGUGCUUUAAGUUAGAAUAUCAUACGAUCAAAAAACAAUUCAAAUGAAUUUCACGUUUUACCAUUGAAAAUCUGUCACACCCUGCUGUCUUUUACAGAUAUUUAUAAACUACUGUAAAUGGAUAUCAUCUAAUUUUUUAUUUAGAUUUUUAAAUGUAAAAAAAAUUAUUGCAUAAUGUAUAUGUAAACUUAACUCUGCAUCACUGUAAUUGCUGUUCCAUGACAUAAGAGUUGUAAAUUUCAUUGGUUGAUACGAUGCAAAUGAAUUCAUUGGUUUUCUUGUAAUUUGUAAAUACAUGAAUGUUAAAGUUAAUGCAUUUACAAAAAAGUCAUUGUGUAUUCUUGACUUUCAUUUGUUGCAUUCAGCCACAAUUCUUGUUUAGAUAAAAAUAAACUGAUGAAAAUAAAA
Molecule: messenger RNA, 2177 nt
Organism: Saccostrea cuccullata (small rock oyster)
Lineage: Eukaryota; Metazoa; Mollusca; Bivalvia; Ostreida; Ostreidae
Product: E3 ubiquitin-protein ligase NRDP1-like
Exons: 8
Coding region: 113-1060 (315 amino acids)
Biological process (GO): protein ubiquitination
Molecular function (GO): ubiquitin protein ligase activity
Source: RefSeq, a predicted model, not a curated record